AUGCCCAGGGAUGAGGGAGGCAAUGACCUCUUAUCUGGUCAAGAUGAAGAUCACUCACACGAAUCGCAAAAUCUCUUGUCCAGUCCACUCGAAGAACCCGAUGAUCUUAUAGUUCACCCCGGACCAGCGAACUCACCCCCGGCCCCCGCGCAGAGCACAACGCAUGGAAAGCGCCAAUCGUCAAUAUCACACCCUCCACCCGAUGGACAGCGUCGCGCACCGCGUACCCUCAACCGCGUUCGAUUCGAUCUAAACGAGGAGAGCGGCGAAGAUGACCUUGUGUCCAAUGGCGCUCCUCGCAGCCCGGAAGACGCGCGAUGGCUUGAUGAGGAGGACUACGAGCUUGGCGAACCCGGUACACAGGGUGGAAGAAGGAACACAGGGCAGAGUAUCCCUUUGCUCACAGAUAUUGAAGCCCCAAGCGUGACGCUUGCGACAUCGGACGAUUUCUUUCCCGAAGAUCACCUUGAACAGGCGCGACCGCGCAGUGGCAUGAAAAUGGCGUUUAUGAAUAUGGCCAACAGCAUCAUCGGGGCGGGAAUUAUCGGCCAACCAUAUGCUUUGCGCCAAGCGGGGUUGGUAACUGGCAUUCUGCUUUUGACAGCAUUGACUGUUACGGUAGACUGGACUAUCCGCCUGAUCGUCAUCAAUUCAAAAAUGAGUGGGGCCGAUUCGUUCCAAGCUACCAUGCAAUAUUGUUUUGGGAAAAGUGGACUUAUCGCGAUUUCUGUUGCCCAGUGGGCUUUUGCUUUCGGUGGCAUGGUUGCGUUCUGUAUUAUUGUCGGUGAUACGAUUCCCCAUGUUCUGAGCGCUCUCUUCCCGUCGCUUCGAGAUAUGGCGUUUCUUUGGCUGCUUACGGAUCGGCGAGCGGUGAUUGUGCUUUUUGUUCUGGCUAUCUCGUACCCGCUAUCCUUAUAUCGUGAUAUUGCGAAGUUGGCUAAAGCAUCCGCACUUGCAUUGGUCAGUAUGAUUGUUAUUGUUGUCACGGUCCUCACGCAGGGUUUCCGUGUCCCGGCGGAGUCGCGAGGAGAAGUAAAGAGCCAUCUCAUCAUCAACUCCGGAUUCUUCCAGGCAGUCGGCGUGAUAUCUUUUGCCUUUGUUUGCCAUCAUAACAGCCUUCUGAUCUAUGGAUCCUUGAAGAGGCCCACUCUUGACCGCUUUUCAACUGUGACCCAUUACUCUACCGGCGUGUCGCUGGUCAUGUGCCUGGCGAUGGGCAUCGCGGGAUUUCUAUUCUUUGGCUCCAAGACACAGGGCAAUGUCCUGAACAAUUUUCCAUCGGAAAAUAUCCUGGUCAACAUUGCUCGAUUUUGCUUUGGCCUGAACAUGCUCACAACCCUCCCGCUUGAGGCUUUUGUCUGCCGAUCCGUGAUGACUACCUACUACUUCCCCGACGAACCAUUCAACCCGAAUCGACACUUGAUUUUCACGACCUCGUUGGUAGUUACUUCUAUGACGCUGGCGCUGAUUACCUGCGAUUUGGGGAUGGUGUUUGAGCUUAUUGGCGCAACGAGUGCUGCGGCUCUGGCUUACAUCUUCCCUCCACUAUGUUAUAUUAAACUCAGCAGUGCCAGCCGCCGAGAAAAGAUACCAGCCUAUGUGUGCGUUGGAUUUGGACUUGUCGUCAUGGGGGUAUCUGUCGUGCAAGCCGUUGCGAAUGCCAUUACGAAUGAAGGAGGGGGAUCUACUUGUGGUGUCUCAUAA
Molecule: messenger RNA, 1704 nt
Organism: Penicillium waksmanii
Lineage: Eukaryota; Fungi; Ascomycota; Eurotiomycetes; Eurotiales; Aspergillaceae
Product: putative amino acid transporter
Exons: 6
Coding region: 1-1704 (567 amino acids)
Biological process (GO): amino acid transmembrane transport
Cellular component (GO): endoplasmic reticulum
Molecular function (GO): amino acid transmembrane transporter activity
Source: RefSeq, a predicted model, not a curated record